Messenger RNA from Trichomonas vaginalis G3, 1725 nucleotides. RefSeq names its product cytosolix non-specific dipeptidase family. The transcript has a single exon. The coding region runs from base 1 to 1725 and encodes 574 amino acids. The record is from RefSeq and is a predicted model, not a curated record. Gene Ontology annotation, molecular function: metallodipeptidase activity. Gene Ontology annotation, cellular component: cytosol. Lineage: Eukaryota; Parabasalia; Trichomonadida; Trichomonadidae. Gene Ontology annotation, biological process: proteolysis.
AUGUUUUUCUUUGCUCCUAUUGCUGUUUAUUCAGUCAAAGCAAACUUAAAUGUAUCUUUUUACAACCAUCUUUGGAGUGCUGUUCCAAAACAAUAUCAAAGAUACUGGGAAUGGUUCUUUGCGUAUUCUCAAGUCCCACGUCAAUCUCGUCACCAUGAUUUAAUUACAGAUGCCACUGUAAAAUGGCUCGAAGAAGUCGGAAUUCCUAAAAAGGAUAUUACAAUCGAUGACGGUCCAAAUGUUUUAGCAAGAAUUCCAGCAACUAAAGGCUACGAAAACAUUGACACACUUUGCGUACAAGGACAUAUGGAUGUAGCUCUUCAUGCAUCUGCCGAAGAUGUUCCAUACCGCGUUAAAGUAAAUGAAAUCAAUGGAGAAAAUUGGUUCACAGCAACAGAGACAUUAUUAGGUGCUGAUGAUGGCUUUGCUACAGCACUCAUGCUUCUCAUCGCAGAAAAACGCGACGAAUUCGUUCAUGGACCUUUAGAAUUACUUUUUACUUCUGAUGAAGAGAUUGGCUUAGUUGGAAUGAAUUUCCUUCCAGGCCCAGAGAAUACAACCCAUGGAUUACGUGCAAAUUCAAUUGUUAACAUCGAUUUCUUUGAUUCCGACAAAAUGGCAUCAGGAACUGCCGGAUCUAUUCGUUUCGAACUCAGAGGUCAUUACGAAAACCAGCAAAAGUCCGAUGGCCAGUAUUUCUCCAUCAAAAUUGAGAACAUGUUGGGCGGACAUUCAGGAAUGAACAUGAUUAACGGCAGAAUCACUCCACAAGAGUAUUUCAUUAGAGGAUUAACCAAGUUACAACAAGAAGGUUACGAUUACUAUGUAGUUAACUACACAUCUGGUGAUGCAGCCAAUGUUUUACCAAAUCAUGGCAAAAUUACAUUACUUUUGGAAGCAUCAAAGGAAGGAUUGAAGAAACCAGAGGAUGUUAUAACAGAAGAAUACAAAUUAAUCGAACAGGAAUAUCCAGGAAAGACAGGACAGUUGAAUUUCAGUUUUAAUUCACAUAAGAACCAAGAAACACUCAAAUGCUUAUCAAAGGAAUCAUCACAGAAAUUUAUUGAUUCCAUUUUUGCUUUACAUCAUGGAAUUGUUUACUUUUCUGAUACUCAAAUUUAUACAUCAGAAAAUAUCGCAAGAAUUGACUUAGUUCAAGGCGAAAACAUCGCAAAUACAACUUACCACAUCAUGCCACGUACACAUAUCAAGAGACAUCUUGAUUAUAUGAGAAUGAAAAUGGCAUCUUUUAAGAGAGUCCACGGAAUUGAUGCCAUUAUUGAACAUUUGACCAGUGAACCAUGGUUCUACAACAAGGAUUCGAAACUUGUCAAAGAAUUUAUGGCUGCUUACGAAAAUGUUAACAGACAUCCAAUUAAACCAGUUCUCUUCCACGCCGGUACAGAAGCUGGAAGAUUUGCUGUCCGUGGAUACAUAAAUGCCUCUGUUAUUAACAUUGGCUCUGAUAUUAUUAACGCUCACACCGUUGGAGAAUCAAUUAAGAUCGAGACAUCCAACAAACAAGUUGAUGCUUUCUUCCAAUUCAUGUCUAGAUUUGCUGGAAAGAAGCCAGCAUUUAAUUCUAGAAAUAUGUGGAUUAUUAUUGGAGUUUCAGCAUUCGUUCUUGUAAUGAUUGUUGUAACUGUCCUUUGCAUUGUUAUUUGCCGCCGCAGAAAGGCUAAUUACACACAACUUUCCGCAAAGAUUCUUCCAAUUGAAGCUUGA